CAAACACAGAACCUCUUUCUUUUUCUGGUAUGACCUUAUGGGAGUUUACUCCUGUGCCACUAUAGAGGGUCAACGGAACGGCCGUCUUUACGUUGCUUCUGUCCCCGCCAGCGUUCCUCGAGGAUCUUCAACAAGCGAGCAACGUUUGCAAUGCGCGCGCUCCAUGCUGUUCGACAAGCAUUAUGAUCUAAACAACAACUCCCGCUGUGGCUUCACGGCGAUUCGCGCUCGGCAAAUUGAUGGAAUUGGCAUUGAGUCCAUCAUUCAGAGGUGAUGAACACUGUGCAGGACCGCCCCUUUAUAUAAGUAUCAAUAUAGAUGUUUGGAGACCCAGCCUUUGCGCCCACGAUAGGAACUAUUGAGCCCGGAGGCUGGAAAACUCGCGAGCUUUUGCGGAUACUUAAUGGGCUUUCACAUGCUGAUAUCAAGAUUAUCGGAGCUGACAUUGUUGGGUUUGCUCCCGCUUAUGACAGCCGAGCCGAGACUACCGGUUCGGCUGUCGCGCAGAUUGCGUACGAGCUGUUGCAAUGGAUGAUUCGUGUACCAGUCAAACAGCAGUGCCUCUAGUUCUGGAAGUUCAUAUGCUCGAAAAGUCUGUAUUAUGUGUUGAAGAAAUCAUUUCAUAUGAUUCAAAC
Messenger RNA from Aspergillus japonicus CBS 114.51, 635 nucleotides. Its product is annotated as Arginase/deacetylase. The record is from RefSeq and is a predicted model, not a curated record. Gene Ontology annotation, molecular function: agmatinase activity; metal ion binding. The transcript has 3 exons. Lineage: Eukaryota; Fungi; Ascomycota; Eurotiomycetes; Eurotiales; Aspergillaceae. Bases 319 to 567 code for a protein of 82 amino acids.